Molecule: messenger RNA, 1281 nt
Organism: Lachancea fermentati
Lineage: Eukaryota; Fungi; Ascomycota; Saccharomycetes; Saccharomycetales; Saccharomycetaceae
Source: the annotation of a GenBank genome assembly
AUGGCGAAAAGAACUUUGGGUUUGGGUAAGCAAAAUAAGAACCAAAAGAAGCAGAAAGUCAGCGACAAAUCAACUCCUGCUGGAAGUCCAACGCCCGAUGUGUCUCCAGCGAACCAGAUUAUUGUCGAGGUUGACGAGGACAAAGAUCCAGAAGAUGAACUUGUACAAUUGAAAGGUUUGUGGCGUACUUAUUUUGACUCUGAUCGUGACGACGAGUUAGUGCUUAAUGGUAUUGUACAUGAGUGUGACAGGCUGCUGCGUAGCAGCAAUGAAGAUGCGUCAUUGAAGCUGAACGACGAAUUUCACGCCUUGUAUGCACUUGCCUUGAGCGAAUUGACCAUUUUCAAGGCUGGAGAAGAGGAGGAAGAGUCCGCCGAACCCAAGAAUGUUGAAACUGUGACUCAGUUUUUUGACACCGCCCUGGAGAGAUGCAACUUGGGUCUUGCUGCAUUUGCCGACUCGUCGCUAUUAAAGUUGGUGGCCGCCAAAAUCCUAUUACAGCGGAUCCCUCUUGAAUACAUCUCUCAUCUCAAAGUCGCAGAUAAGAACGCAGAUGAAUUGAAGCUUGAUCUAAAGCUCAAAGAGGCAAAAUCCGACUUCUGUAUCUGCAGCAACCAUUUGGAACUUACAUUCGAAGUAUUGCAGCUUUUUGAUGAUUUACUAGACAUUGUUGAAAACUUUGGUCAUGAAGAUGAUAUCGACGAAGGCUUAGAUAGCGAUGCCGAGGAAGAACUCGAGAUGGUUAAACUUUCCCACAAACAUCCACUUUAUAAGAUCCAGAAGCAUCUAAAUGAUAACUACGCCUGGUUACGCGAGCAAUUCCAAUCCUUAUUUAAAGAGUUAAAAAAGCCCGAGGGUCAGGACGAAGAAGUGAUUUCCAAAACACCAGAAUUGAAGCUUUACCACCCGGUCGCCAGAAGACUGGGACAGCUUUACUUGAAGGCUGCUGAGCAUCCAUCACAAAUUUUUUUGACAUUGGCUUAUGAUAACGAAGAGGGUCAAAAGAAGAUCGAUAAUCUGACUGAGAAAGAAGCUCAAAAAGAGGCGUUAAGCUUAACUUCCAAAGCUGUCGAAUAUCUUGAAGAAGCUCGUGUUGAACACGAUCCCCAAACGUGGGCUGAUGUGGCCGAAGCUGUAAUUGAUUUGGGUAAUUUAUACGAUGCUGGAUCAAGUGAUCAAGAAAAGUGCUACAAAAAAGCUGAGAAGAUAUUAACGAAAGCUAAUAAGGCUACUCAUGGCAAAUAUGAAGACAUCUUAAAUAACCUUCUAGAUGGAGAAUAG